AUUCGUGGCGCUUAGUCAUAGCAUUCCAUAGCCACUCUUUGCAAUUGCUUUCCUUUCAAGUUCUUGGGAUUGUCUUCAACCCUGUCACAAUCGCGAGAAUCCGCGCAAGAUAAAGUCGAAGGAGAGAACAAUGAACUGACAAUGGACCUCCCGUUUGGGAGGCUCUUUGUUGCGCGGUCUAUAAAACACAAGGCAAAGGCAAGGUGGCAUGCACCUCUCGUCUCUCUAUCGACAGUCAUAUUUGUAUCGAAAACAUCCUGUAACCAAUGUCGAUCAUGAUAAACACUGGAGUAGCUUGCCUAGAACGCGGUCCUCCGACUAUCCCAUCUGAUGCCUCCCGCAUUACCCAGCUUCUUCGUACAAAUGAGCCUCCCACAGAGGAGGAAGAGGAAAUCUUUCGAUUCUUCGUCAAGUCGGGACGCUCUUACCUGCGUGAUUUGGACAUUCGUAUCGCUUUAAUGAAAGGAUCGCUUCACGAGAUGGAGAAGAUGAAGGGAAAACUUGGGCCGGAGGUCAGCCGAUACAAAUACUCUCUCGGCGCAAUGAGACGCAUGCCUUUGGACGUGUUAGAAGUCAUUUUCCGUUUCGGUGCGGGAUACUUCACGAAUCCGGAAGAUUUUUUCAGCUCUACUACACAUUGUUUGGAUAUCAAAUCUCCUCCAUGGAUCUAUGCUCGAGUGUGUCGUCGAUGGAAGGACAUAGUCGUUUAUAAAAUACCGUCGCUUUGGACACGAGUCAAAUUCGAUCUGGGCAAAAUCCGGGAUUCCCCCUCUCGGCGAAUACCUAUGGCAUUAUCUCUUCUAUCCAUCUAUCUCAGUCGUUCGAGUGCGCUUCCCCUCAUUGUCUACAUCGACAUGUUCUCCGCGCCAGCUUCUCCUGAUCUUGUUGGGUUCGCCUUGCGUCUCGUUGCCGCACAUUCUAGGCGAUGGCAAUCGUUGUUUCUGGUUGGAGGGCAGGGGAUUGACACGAAAAUCUUGUCAGGGGAUUCUUUGAUGUCGCUGGAGAACAUUCAAAUCCAAGAGAGUUCCAUGGAGGCCCCGCGAUCACUAGAUAUCGCUGCCUCGCAGUUGAGGGCCUGGUCCGCGGUGGGCAACCUCUUAUCAACGUAUGUUCAAAUAACACCGCCGACCUCACUUUGUCGCCAAAUCACAGAAUAUUCAAUCUCCACUGUGAUGUACACUGAAGUGCACAAGAUCCUUCCUCUACUUCCUAACAUCCGUAAACUUUCUGUACAGGAUAUCUUGAAUAGCAACAAUCCACCAACUUCAGAGCUUCGCCUCCCCUAUCUCCGGGAGUUUAAUAUACGACAGCAGAAUAAUCCUCUUGCUACAUUCCUCCCGACUGAUGGUCUGGUGGCCCUUAUUGACUCGAUCUCUUGUCCUGCCCUCACGCACCUUUCAGUGUCGGUCUACGGAAUAUUCGGGGAUGCAUUCAAAAGAUUUGAACGGCGUUCAAACUUUAAACUACAGCACCUAAUUGCUGGAGAGGGCGCAGGUAUCCUCGUCAAAGGCCUCCAGAAUAGGCUUGCACUCGAAACAAUCGAAAUCCGAGGUUUCCAUUUCUAUACAUCAGUGAUUGAGGUCAUCACUCACUUGCACGUACCACCUGCUUUAACCCCGGUUGCUUUGUCAAUGUCAUGGUCUCCAGCGACAUCGAACUCCCAUUCCAAUAUUUCGCCGCCAGUGACCCCAUUUCCGAAUCUACGCCGAUUCCAAUUCCAGUUGAGCCUCUUGCCCUUCAUGGAUAUCAUGGAGAAGCUGCAUGCAUGUGUAAGCUCUCGUCGGUCAGGCUCUGCAGCGCCGCUCGAAAUCCUCGUUGCGGCGCGGGAUGGGCAAGCGAGGACGAUGCUCGGCCAUCCGCGAUUGAAGGACCUUCGUUCAAUGGGAGCGAAAGUUGAGAUUACAUCUACGUGAUCAGUUGAAUCUGUACUGUAUGUCUAAUCUCUUCGAUCUUUGUACAUUGUAUUCUGCAAAUUAUCUCUGUGUUUCACAAAUUACAGUCAAUAUCAUGCCUAAUAAGGUACCAGUCCGUACCAUAUAGUCCGCGUCGGCCUUCAUGAAAUGUCCUAUACAUCCGUCGCUAACGAUGGGGGAUAUGGCACAACGGUAUAGCAUAGUAUACGACUGGUAUACGAGAUGUGUUACAGGUGGAUGCCAGGGACCCGGGAUAGGCCUUUCAUCCUUGGACUUUGGACGUUGACGUGGCGCGUGGGGCACUUGAGUAGAGAUGGUUAACAC
This is a messenger RNA of Lentinula edodes (shiitake mushroom), 2237 nucleotides long. RefSeq lists its product as uncharacterized. Bases 267 to 1913 code for a protein of 548 amino acids. The transcript has 2 exons. Lineage: Eukaryota; Fungi; Basidiomycota; Agaricomycetes; Agaricales; Omphalotaceae. The record is from RefSeq and is a predicted model, not a curated record.